Molecule: messenger RNA, 405 nt
Organism: Mastomys coucha (southern multimammate mouse)
Lineage: Eukaryota; Metazoa; Chordata; Mammalia; Rodentia; Muridae
Product: cytochrome b5-like
Exons: 2
Coding region: 13-405 (130 amino acids)
Cellular component (GO): mitochondrial outer membrane; intracellular membrane-bounded organelle
Molecular function (GO): heme binding
Source: RefSeq, a predicted model, not a curated record
CACCUUUCUGAGAUGGCCGGGCAGUCAGACAAGGAUGUGAAAUACUACACCCUGGAAGAGAUUCAGAAGCACAAAGACAGCAAGAGCACCUGGGUGAUCCUGCAUCAUAAGGUGUACGAUCUGACCAAGUUUCUCGAAGAGCAUCCUGGCGGGGAAGAGGUCCUAAGAGAACAAGCUGGGGGUGAUGUUACUGAGAACUUUGAGGAUGUCGGGCACUCUACGGAUGCACGAGAACUGUCCAAAACAUGCAUCAUUGGGGAACUCCAUCCAAAUGACAGAUCAAAGAUAGCCAAGCCUUCGGAUACUGUCGAGUCUAAUUCCAGCUGGUGUACCAACUGGGUAAUCCCAGCCAUUUCAGCCCUGGCUGUAGCUCUGAUGUAUCGCCUCUACAUGGCAGAAGAUUAA